Molecule: messenger RNA, 1168 nt
Organism: Humulus lupulus (European hop)
Lineage: Eukaryota; Viridiplantae; Streptophyta; Magnoliopsida; Rosales; Cannabaceae
Product: DNA repair RAD52-like protein 2, chloroplastic
Exons: 5
Coding region: 174-881 (235 amino acids)
Biological process (GO): double-strand break repair via homologous recombination
Molecular function (GO): DNA binding
Source: RefSeq, a predicted model, not a curated record
UAAAAAAAAAUAUUUGGACUCAAUAUAAAAAUAAGGAGUAGAAGGGAAGUUGGGGAGGUUCAUCUACCAGUAGUCGAGGAGGGUGCAGAUAGUCAGAGUUUGAAGGAGCCGUUUACUUUCUUUCUCUCUUUCUCUUUCGUGAGUGGUUGAUCGGAAGGAAUUGAACCAAGAACAUGGCGUUGCAGAGCAGUUGCAGCAAUUCUCUGAUGCAUAAAUCAGCUUCACCAUCGGCGGUGUCUUUGUCUUCGUUCAGGUUAAAGCAGGGAAGAUCUCUCUUGACCAUUUCUGAUUCUAAUAAUUCUGAGAAAUGGAAGAGAACAGGUCUUGUUUGUGUCCGUGCUGUGAGCCGCAACAGCAGCAGCAGCAGCGGUGGUAGUGGUGGUGGCAGCAGCAGUAGCAGCAGCGAUGCCAAGAAGGGCGGCGGCGGAGUGCCUAAUUCAAAUUAUGUGGUUCCGCUGGAUAAGUCAUUCUCAUCGGCGAACUCCUCCUGUAUCACUCGUCCUCUGGCUGAGAUCCUGAGGGACCUCAACAAAAGAAUCCCUGAUAACAUCAUCGUCAAAACCCCAUCUUCUAAUGUUCCCGCUCUCGCUUCGGCCACCCCCUUUAUCCCCUGGUACCACGCGAACAGGAUGUUGAGCUUCUAUGCUCCUGGUUGGUGUGGAGAAAUACGUGAUGUUAUAUUCUCUGACAACGGCUCUGUCACUGUUGUGUACCGUCUCACCAUAAGGGGAUCUGAUGGAGAGGCAUUCCGGGAGUCAUCUGGUACAAUAUCGUCUAGUGACAGCCACAUUGUGGAUCCCGUUGCUGCAGCAGAGGAGAUAGCUUUCUGCAGAGCAUGUGCUCGGUUUGGCCUCGGCCUGUAUUUGUAUCAUGAAGAAUAGAUGCCAAUGAGGAACAUGAUGGAACCAGCUGUUUUCGUAUGCCUGUUUGUAGGAGCUCUUUUUGUAAAGUUCACUGUUCUUGAGAACUAGGUAAAUGAACGCUUCGUAAACGGGAGACGUUUGGUGUGCCCUCUUUCUAAAGAGUUUUCUUUUUUAUCAAAAAAAAAAUGUUUCUUUUGAAUUCUUUCUAUUAUAUUAUCGUGUUACAUAUUUCAAGACAAUCAAGGUAUAUAUACCAGACAGAUAGUCUGAGUACUGAAAAUUAAAUUUAGAACAGCAUUGGAUUC